Messenger RNA from Ilex paraguariensis (yerba mate), 1821 nucleotides. NCBI's taxonomy places the organism in Eukaryota, Viridiplantae, Streptophyta, Magnoliopsida, Aquifoliales, Aquifoliaceae. The record is from the annotation of a GenBank genome assembly.
GAGAUUCGAGGAGAGAGAAAUCAAUCAGUUACACUCUCUCAAAGAAAAGGGCUCUCUCUCUCUCUUACACACACACAGAGUUUACGAUGGAUCAAUCAUUCUUGUUAAUGCUAUCAAAUCUUCUCCACCUCCAUAACCACCUAGACCCAACCACCACCCUCCUCUCCGACACCCCUUCCUCCACCUCCACCGCCCCAGCCUCCCUCCUAACCUCCACCUCCGCCGCCCCACUCCUCUUCUUCACAAUCGCCUCUGUGCUCUCCUACAUCGCCUCCACCCAACAACCCAAAACCACCACCAAAUCCCCAUCCAAAUCACCCUCCUCCUCCACCUCCCAAUUCUCCGUCUCCGCCUUUCGCGCUCUCUCCACCGAACACAUCUGGACCCUCGACGCUCCCGUUCGCGACGCCCAAUGGCGUUCCCUUUACGGCCUCUCUUACCCAGUCUUCACCACCGUCGUCGACAAGCUCAAACCCUAUAUCACCCAAUCCCAGCUCUCUCUCCCCUCCGAUUACGCUGUUGCGAUGGUCCUCUCUCGCCUUUGCCACGGCCUUUCUGCUAAAACCCUAGCCACCCGUUACUCCCUAGAACCGUACUUAAUUUCGAAAAUCACCAACAUGGUCACUCGGCUUUUGGCUACAAAACUCUACCCUGAAUUUAUCAAGAUUCCGGUGAGUCGCCGUCGCCUCCACGAGACCACCCAAGGCUUCGAACAACUCACCUCUUUGCCCAACAUUUGUGGUGCCAUUGGGAGCACACCCAUUAAGCUUCACCACCUCCCAAACGAUGUUGCUAACCCUUCAAUGUAUUACUGCCCUCAGGGCUUUCCUUCUAUUCUUCUUCAGGUCGUUGCAGAUCAUAAAAAGAUUUUCUGGGACGUUUGUGUGAAAUCCCCCGGUGGGUUUGAUUAUGGUACUCAUUUCAGGGAUAGUUUGUUGUAUAAUAGGUUGAUUUCCGGAGAUAUUGAGUGGGAUAAAGUUAUGAGUGUGAGGGGGCAACCUGUGAGGCCUUAUAUUGUUGGGGAUUGGCAUUACCCAUUGUUAUCAUUUUUGCUCACUCCGUUUUCUUGGAAUAGAGCGGGGAAUCCAGUACAGAAUGCGUAUGAUGAGGCGUUGAUAGAGGGGUGGAAAGUGGUGGAGGAAGCCAUUGGGUUGCUUAAGGGGAGGUGGAAGAUUCUUCAGGACUUGAAUGUUGGUCUUAAUCAUGUGCCUCAGACAAUAGUUGCGUGUUGUGUGUUGCAUAAUUUGUGUCAGAUUGCCAGGGAGCCAGAGCCGGAGCUGUGGAAGGAGCCAGAGGAAAGUAUCCGUCCACCGAGGGUGCUUGAGAAUGAGAAAUCAUCUUAUUAUUAUGGGGAAACCUUGAGGAAGGCGCUUGCUGAUGAUUUGUACCAAAGGCUGUCAUCAAGAUGAGAACUUUCCCAAGAAACAAAGGGAUUUUGGCUCUUCUGGUUUCUUGUAAGGAUAUAUUUCUCCUUGUAGUUCUAGCUUGUUUUAGUUGAUUGCUGACUUUUAUUCUUACAAAUAAACAUCACAAGUAGAUUUUGUGUAGUUAAAUUGUACCUGCAAUGAAUAUUACUUGUAGACUAUGAGCCAACCUAACGUGGUUUGUAAUUGACACUUUGGAUGGCAGAAAGGGGUUUGUCGACCCAUCUUUUGUCCAAAUGGUGUUUGUCACUUUAAUUUAUUUUAAUUGCUGCAUCGUUGUCCUAUCGUCUUUUGCGAACUAUUCAGAUUAAUGUUAGGUUCAUACUUGGAUGACAGUUCAGGUAUUUGAUUAGUCAGAGGAACGGGGUUAACAUGUUGGGGUGGAAUUGUGAUCAUA